Messenger RNA from Anguilla anguilla (European eel), 1968 nucleotides. It is a transcript of the gene tcp1, whose product is annotated as t-complex 1. Gene Ontology annotation, biological process: protein folding. Lineage: Eukaryota; Metazoa; Chordata; Actinopteri; Anguilliformes; Anguillidae. Bases 81 to 1757 code for a protein of 558 amino acids. Gene Ontology annotation, cellular component: chaperonin-containing T-complex. The transcript is spliced from 12 exons. The record is from RefSeq and is a predicted model, not a curated record. Gene Ontology annotation, molecular function: ATP hydrolysis activity; ATP binding; ATP-dependent protein folding chaperone.
CAUAAGUCUGCGCGAGGCAUCAGUUACCCAUAGUGCAACAGGCGCUCCCUUCCUCUCAGCUUUGGAAGUGGCGAAGCAAGAUGUCGUUAUUAGACGGUCCCCUAAAUGUGCUCGGCCAGAGGACAACUGGCGAGUCAGUCCGCACUCAGAAUGUCAUGGCGGCAUCCUCCAUCGCCAACAUCGUGAAGAGCUCGCUCGGUCCAGUUGGCCUCGAUAAGAUGUUGGUGGAUGACAUCGGGGACGUGACCAUCACUAACGAUGGAGCCACUAUCCUGAAGCUCCUGGAGGUGGAGCACCCUGCGGCCAAGGUGCUGUGUGAGCUGGCCGAACUGCAGGACAAGGAGGUGGGGGACGGGACAACCUCGGUGGUGAUCAUCGCUGCAGAAUUGCUCAAAAGUGCGGAUGAGCUGGUGAAGCAGAAGAUCCACCCCACGUCUAUAAUCAGCGGCUAUCGCCUGGCCUGCAAAGAAGCGGUCCGCUACAUCAACGAGAACCUGACCAUUGCAACCGACGAUUUGGGAAGAGAGUGUCUCAUCAACGCUGCAAAAACCUCCAUGUCCUCCAAAAUUAUCGGCUGCGACGCCGACUUCUUUGCCAACAUGGUGGUGGACGCCGCCCUCGCCGUGAAGUUUGUGGACGGGAAGGGCGUGGCACGCUACCCCAUCAAUUCGGUCAACGUGCUGAAGGCCCACGGCCGCAGCCAGAAGGAGAGCUUCCUGGUCAACGGCUACGCCCUCAACUGCACCGUCGGGUCACAAGGCAUGGUGAAGCGAGUGACCAACGCCAAGGUGGCCUGCCUGGACUUCAGCCUGCAGAAGACCAAGAUGAAGAUGGGCGUCCAGGUGGUCAUCAACGACCCCGAGAAACUCGACCAGAUCAGGCAGAGGGAGUCUGACAUCACCAAAGAGCGCAUUCAGAAGAUCCUGGGGUCCGGCGCCAAUGUCAUCCUGACCACCGGGGGCAUCGACGACAUGUGCCUCAAGUACUUUGUGGACGCGGGGGCCAUGGCCGUGCGCAGGGUGCUGAAGCGGGACCUGAAACGCAUCGCCAAGGCAACAGGAGCCACCCUUUGCCCGUCCCUGUCCAACCUGGAGGGGGAGGAGACGUUCGAGGCCACCAUGCUGGGUCAGGCUGAGGAGGUGGUGCAGGAGAGUGUCUGCGACGACGAGCUCAUCCUGGUCAAGAACACCAAGGCCCGCACCUCGGCGUCCAUCGUCCUGCGCGGGGCGAACGACUUCAUGUGCGACGAGAUGGAGCGCUCGCUGCACGACGCGCUCUGCGUGGUCAAGCGCGUCCUGGAGUCCAAGUCCGUGGUGCCGGGAGGGGGCGCCGUGGAGGCGGCGCUGUCCAUCUACCUGGAGAACUACGCCACCAGCAUGGGUUCCCGGGAGCAGCUGGCGAUCGCCGAGUUCGCCCGCUCCCUGCUGAUCAUCCCCAAGACGCUGGCGGUGAACGCGGCCCAGGACUCCACCGACCUGGUUGCUAAGCUGCGGGCCUUCCACAAUGAGGCCCAGGUCAACCCGGAGCGCAAGAACCUCAAAUGGAUCGGCCUGGACCUGGUGAACGGGAAGCCGCGGGACAACAAGCAGGCGGGCGUGUACGAGCCCACCAUGGUGAAGACCAAGAGCCUCAAGUUCGCCACCGAGGCCGCCAUCACCAUCCUCCGCAUCGACGACCUCAUCAAGCUCUUCCCCGACCAGAAGGAAGGCGGGCAGUCCUACCAGGACGCCGUCCAAUCCGGAUCCCUGGAGGACUGAGGGCCGAGGGGGCCUCUCCCCCGAGGCAUGAUGGGAUAGCCGUAGCAGUUUCGUACCUGUAUUUAUACACACGCUUAACCGUUGUCGUUUCCGUCUCGAGAGCCCUAGGCCUCGCGCACUUCCAUUCUCCCAGGCAAACCGUAGCCAGUGGAACUGUAACAUUUGUUGUUCUUUUUUUGGACGUUUGAAAUAAAGGCGUUGUUGAUGGUCA